This is a messenger RNA of Telopea speciosissima, 450 nucleotides long. RefSeq lists its product as uncharacterized. The coding region runs from base 1 to 450 and encodes 149 amino acids. The transcript is spliced from 2 exons. The record is from RefSeq and is a predicted model, not a curated record. NCBI's taxonomy places the organism in Eukaryota, Viridiplantae, Streptophyta, Magnoliopsida, Proteales, Proteaceae.
AUGCGGUUUAGCAAGCAGGGCAAGCUAAGCCCAAAGUUCAUUAGGCCAUAUGAGAUACUUGCAAAGAUCGGGCAAGUGGCUUACCGAUUGGCACUCCCACCAUCUUUGGACGGUGUGCAUGACAUCUUCCAUGUGUCCAUGUUACGGAAGUACGUUCAUAACCUAAGCCAUGUCCUAUCACAGGAACCACUAGAGUUGGCAGUGGAUAUGUUAUACAAAGAGCAGCCCGAGAAGAUUCUGGACGGCAAGGUGGUAAAUCUUUGUAAUCGACCUAUUCACAACGUGAAGGUACAGUGGUACAACCACUCAGAAGAAGAAGCGUCUUGGGAAGCCAAAGUGGAGAUGCGAUCAAAGUAUCCUUCCCAUGGUUUCUUACAAGAUAGUGUUGCCGUGUAUGUCGGUGAACUGUUCUCAAAGGUGGUCAAGCCCAGUUAUAAGAUCAUCAAUUAG